Messenger RNA from Lipotes vexillifer (Yangtze River dolphin), 1401 nucleotides. It is a transcript of the gene ZNF672, whose product is annotated as zinc finger protein 672. The record is from RefSeq and is a predicted model, not a curated record. Bases 1 to 1401 code for a protein of 466 amino acids. Gene Ontology annotation, cellular component: nucleus. Gene Ontology annotation, molecular function: RNA polymerase II transcription regulatory region sequence-specific DNA binding; DNA-binding transcription factor activity, RNA polymerase II-specific. Lineage: Eukaryota; Metazoa; Chordata; Mammalia; Artiodactyla; Lipotidae. The transcript has a single exon. Gene Ontology annotation, biological process: regulation of transcription by RNA polymerase II.
AUGCUCGCUGCUGCCUCAGAGGCAGCAGCCGGCAGGCCUUAUGGGUGCAGUGAGUGUGGAAAGAGCUUCCGCUACAGCUCGGUGCUGCUGCGGCAUGAGCGCGCCCAUGGUGGCGACAGCUGCUUCCGCUGUCUAGAGUGCGGCGAGCGCUGCGCACAGGCCGCAGACCUCCGUGCGCACCGACGCACUCAUGCGGGCCAGACGCUCUACAUCUGCAAUGAGUGUGGCCAGAGCUUCCAUCACAGCGGCCGCCUUGACCUACACCAGAGCGCGCACAGGCGGCGCAGCCGCUCCUGCCGCUGCCGAGCUUGCGGCCGCUGCUUCCCACACCUCCCGGCUCUGCUGCUGCACAGGCGCCACUGGCACCCUCCCGAGCGGCCCCGCCGCUGUCCGCUGUGCCCUCGUGCCUUCCGCCAGAGCGCACUGCGCUUCCACCAGGCACGGGCACACCCGUGGGGGACACCGGCCGUGCCCGCUGACACACUCCAUCGCUGCACUCAGUGCCCGCGGGCAUUCCGCAGCGGUGCGGGGCUUCGGAGCCAUUUGCGUGUGCACGCGGCCAGGAGCCCUGGUGACUCCACACUUCGGCAGCCAGGCACUUCGGACGCACACCAAUGUGGUAUGUGUGGCAAGAGCUUUGGCAAGAGCUCCACACUAACGCGACACCUGCAGACGCACUCGGGUGAGAAACCUUUCAAAUGCCCAGAGUGUGGCAAGGGCUUCUUGGAGAGCGCCACCCUGGUGCGCCAUCAGCGCACGCACACGGGCGAGAAGCCCUACGCGUGCAGCGACUGCGGGCGCCGCUUCAGCGAGAGCUCCACGCUGCUGCGCCAUCGGCGCAGCCACCAGGGAGAGCGGCCACACGCAUGCGCCACGUGUGGCAAGGGCUUCGGGCAGCGCUCCGACCUUGUGGUGCACCAGCGCAUCCACACAGGUGAGAGGCCCUUCCCCUGUGCCGAGUGUGGCCGCUCCUUCAGCGACCGCUCGGACCUCACAAAGCACAGGCGCACACACACAGGCGAGAAGCCCUACCGCUGUGAGUUGUGCGGCAAGCACUUCACGUGCGUGUCCAACCUCAACGUGCACCGGCGCAACCAUGCUGGCCACAAGCCCCACAAGUGCCCUGAGUGUGGCAAAGCCUUCAGUGUGGGCUCCAAGCUGGCACUGCACCGCAAAACGCACCUGGGCGAGCGGCCGGCGGAAUGUGCGGAGUGUGGCAAGUGUUUCAGCCACAGCCGCUCCCUGUCACAGCACCAGCGGGCCCACACACGUGCUCGCGCCGCCGCAGCUACAGCUGCCACUGCCACUGAGGCCAAGGUGGGCACUGCCCUCAUCUUUGCUGGGCAAGCAGGACAGGAAAAGCCAGGGCUUUUUGUGUCUCAGUUGAGAAAGACUUGCUGA